Molecule: messenger RNA, 1424 nt
Organism: Drosophila subpulchrella
Lineage: Eukaryota; Metazoa; Arthropoda; Insecta; Diptera; Drosophilidae
Gene: CkIIalpha
Product: casein kinase II subunit alpha
Exons: 2
Coding region: 287-1297 (336 amino acids)
Biological process (GO): protein phosphorylation
Cellular component (GO): nucleus; protein kinase CK2 complex; cytosol
Molecular function (GO): protein serine/threonine kinase activity; ATP binding
Source: RefSeq, a predicted model, not a curated record
UCCAUUGUUUCUGGAAAGUUGAUGAUUUGUUGUUCCAUCUUGACAACCUUUUGUGUUGUUAUGCAGCACCAAUUCUGUAAUGGACAGCGGUUUAGAUUAACCUUUUAAAAUAUUGUCACUCUAACCAGCCACGCUGCCUUUUACAAAGACACUGUUGUACAAUAUUAAUAUUGCUAUUAGGACCAGUACCAGUAGACUAAAAACAGAAUCGACUCACAAGAACUUACUUAUACAUCCCAAACUGAAUUUCGAAGCAGAAGAAGAAAAAAAGGACAAUUUAAAAAAAAUGACGCUUCCCAGUGCGGCUCGUGUGUACACAGAUGUGAAUGCGCACAAGCCAGAUGAAUAUUGGGACUAUGAAAACUAUGUCGUUGAUUGGGGCAAUCAAGACGAUUAUCAACUGGUCCGUAAAUUAGGACGUGGAAAGUAUUCUGAGGUUUUUGAGGCUAUUAAUAUAACGACCACAGAAAAGUGCGUUGUCAAAAUUCUGAAACCUGUGAAAAAGAAGAAGAUUAAGCGUGAAAUAAAAAUUUUGGAGAACUUGCGUGGAGGAACUAAUAUAAUUACACUGUUGGCCGUUGUAAAGGAUCCAGUAUCCAGGACUCCGGCUUUAAUUUUUGAACACGUCAAUAACACAGAUUUUAAGCAACUUUAUCAAACGUUAACUGAUUAUGAGAUUCGCUACUAUUUGUUUGAGCUUCUUAAGGCACUCGACUACUGCCACAGCAUGGGAAUAAUGCAUCGCGAUGUGAAGCCUCAUAAUGUUAUGAUCGAUCACGAAAACCGAAAAUUGCGCCUUAUUGAUUGGGGACUAGCUGAAUUUUAUCAUCCCGGCCAAGAGUAUAAUGUGCGGGUGGCGUCAAGAUACUUCAAAGGUCCCGAAUUACUGGUAGAUUACCAGAUGUAUGAUUAUUCACUUGAUAUGUGGUCACUGGGUUGCAUGUUGGCAUCGAUGAUAUUUCGAAAAGAGCCGUUCUUCCACGGUCAUGACAACUAUGAUCAAUUGGUACGCAUUGCUAAGGUGCUGGGCACCGAAGAGCUCUACGCAUAUUUAGAUAAAUACAAUAUUGACUUAGAUCCAAGAUUUCACGACAUUCUACAACGUCACUCACGAAAACGAUGGGAAAGGUUUGUUCAUUCUGACAACCAACACCUCGUUUCUCCAGAAGCACUAGAUUUUCUAGAUAAACUAUUGCGCUAUGAUCACGUUGAUCGACUCACAGCUCGCGAAGCUAUGGCUCAUCCGUAUUUUUUACCUAUCGUCAAUGGACAAAUGAAUCCCAAUAAUCAGCAAUAAGUUCUUUCACUAUGAUGAAUACUGUGUUUCGAAAUCGGGAUAGCAGCCAUUUAACAUUUAUGAUAACAAUUACAAAAAAUAUAAACUCCGAAGAGAAAUAAAAUAAAAUAAGCUACUGUCUUAAAAA